UGUCUGUGUCCGGGUCGCUCGCUGUUCCCUGAGUAGUCGCUACCGCUCGGUUCCUCGCUCCCACCGCAGGCGUACAGCCGCUUCUGGGAUCGGUGCGGCGAACGGCAGGGCGGCAGCGCUCAGCGCCUGUGGGGAACAGUGGAGCGGGGCAGGACGGGACGGGGCUUCUCUCGUCUCCUCACCGCCGGUUUCGGGAGGCGAUAGCGGCCGGGGGCGGUGAGCCCCGGGGGGCCUCGGCUGCGGGCCCCGCCCCGAGGAAGGACGAUGCCGGUGAAGAAAAAGAGGAAGUCCUCGGGGUCGGUGGCUGCAGCGGCGGAUGACACCGGCCUCAAGAAAUGUAAACUCGGCAGCUAUUGCAGAUCGCAAGCCUCUGGUAAAGUGAUAAGUGGAGAGGAACAUUUUUCAAGCAAAAAGUGCCUGGCUUGGUUUUAUGAAUAUGCAGGUCCAGAUGAAGUGGUGGGACCUGAAGGAAUAGAGAAGUUCUGUGAAGACAUCGGUGUCGAGCCUGAGAAUAUUAUUAUGUUAGUUUUAGCCUGGAAGCUAGAGGCCGAAAGCAUGGGAUUUUUUACCAAGGAAGAAUGGUUAAAAGGAAUGACCUCACUACAGUGUGAUUGUACAGAAAAAUUGCAGAGUAAAUUUGACUUCUUACGGUCACAGCUGAAUGACAUUUCAUCCUUUAAGAAUAUCUAUAGAUAUGCCUUUGAUUUUGCAAGGGAUAAAGACCAGCGAAGUCUUGAUAUUGAUACUGCAAAAUCCAUGUUAGCUCUUCUGCUUGGAAGAACUUGGCCAUUGUUUUCAGUAUUUUAUCAAUACCUAGAGCAAUCGAAGUAUAGAGUUAUGAACAAGGAUCAGUGGUACAAUGUGCUAGAGUUCAGCAGAACUGUUCAUGCAGAUCUUAGCAACUAUGAUGAAGAUGGUGCAUGGCCUGUACUUCUGGAUGAAUUUGUUGAAUGGCAAAAGGUUCGUCAAUCGUCAUAGCAAGAAUUCAAGAGAAAAUGCAAAAGUGUUUCUGGAGCCCACCUGUACACAAACUAACGAGAAAAACAAAGGAUUGCAUUUUCAUUCUUAAGAAAGACUUCAGAGUAUUGUUUUCUUCCUUUUCUAAGGAAAUCUUGUUACAUGUGAUAUGGGCAUUGAACCACACCUCUUCUGAGACUGAAAGUUGGAGUUCUUGUUUUGAGUCUUAUGUUUAUAGCAUUUAUUUCAGAACAAUAAAGAUUGAGACUUGUGACAAAGGCCUAAAAGUGAA
Molecule: messenger RNA, 1249 nt
Organism: Melopsittacus undulatus (budgerigar)
Lineage: Eukaryota; Metazoa; Chordata; Aves; Psittaciformes; Psittaculidae
Product: DCN1-like protein 5
Exons: 8
Coding region: 265-978 (237 amino acids)
Biological process (GO): protein neddylation
Cellular component (GO): ubiquitin ligase complex
Molecular function (GO): ubiquitin-like protein binding; ubiquitin conjugating enzyme binding; cullin family protein binding
Source: RefSeq, a predicted model, not a curated record